GUUUGAACAGGCACAGCAGAAGUGGAUACGGAAAAUACACGCAGAGCAAAUUAGUUAAGUUUGUAUUUUAAAGUAAAAUUUUAGUGAAUGUUUGCCACUUAAUUGUGUCUAUCCACCUGCUCCUGAAUUGCCACGAGGAACCCUUCUGUUUCUGGGAAGAGGACUUCACCUCAGAGCCAGGCGAUCGACGCUUGCCUGUUGACAUCCAGUCUGCUCAGGUCACUGUUGUUGCCGAGUCUCCAGUUCCUGCUGCAGUCAUGAAUGAGGUCAUGCAACUAGCUGCUGUGGGCCGUCCUUUCCAGUUGGGAAUGCUGUACGACUGCCGGUCAGACACUCUGAUCCCAGGCAUCACAUUGUGGGAUUUACAGACACUCCAAAGCAACGUCAGCACUCACGAUCAGUCCAGCACUGAGUUUCACAUCAUUGCAUCAGACACCAUGGAUGAGAAAUGCUCUGCACUUAAUGUGUCGGGUUCGAUGAAAGCAAGUCUCUUGUGUGGGCUCGUGGAAGUGAAAGGGUCUGCAAAAUAUCUCAGUGACACAAAGGGAUCAAAGCAACAAGCACGAGUUACCCUUCAGUACAAAACAACAACCCGGUUUGAACAACUGACCAUGAGCCACUUAGGGAGACAGAAUAUCACCUAUCCGAGUGUGUUUGAUGAGGGCUCAGCGACCCAUGUCAUUACAGCAGUACUGUAUGGAGCCCAGGCUUUCUUUGUGUUUGAUCAAGUGGUUUCCUCAGCAGAGAAAUUGCAGGAUGUCCAGGGUAAUAUGGAGUUGACCAUUAAACAUCUCCCAAAGAUUGCAAUUGAAGGUGAGGGCUCCAUAAAAAUGACAGAAGAACAAAAAUCAAAUGUGGAGAAAUUUAACUGCACCUUUUAUGGGGAUUUCUCACUGAAGAGCAACCCCACCACAUUCCAAGAUGCCAUCAGUACCUAUGCAACUCUCCCAAGCUUACUGGGACCAGGUGGGGAGCAUGCGGUGCCCAUGACAGUCUGGCUUUACCCUCUCAGUAAACUAGACCCAAAAGCUGCUCAGCUGGUGAGAGAGGUAAAUGUGGGAUUCGUCAGUCGCUGCCAGCGUGUCCUGGAACAGUUCGGCGAGGCAGUGAUGAGAUGCAAUGAUAUGGAGAAACACAGAGCUGCCAUUCAGUUUCCCAAGCUCAGGGACAGGAUAGUGAAAUUCCGAGAGUUGUGUCAGGAAUACAAACUCGUUUUCCAGCGGAAUUUAGCGAGAGAUCUUCCAAUCAUCCAGGGAGGUAUGGGUGAGGAAGAGUUACUCGUGGAUAUACUGAAAAACAAGGAAGAUUCACCAUUCAGACACCAGUCACUGAUCACAUGGCUGGAUGACAAGGAAAGGGAGAUGAAGUUAGUGGGACAUUAUCUCAGGAUAUUCGAUGAUGUACCUUCUGUGAAAGUAGUGAGUGAGUUGGAGGAUGAAUUGAUGGAUCAUGAAAUGGACUAUGUGGUUUGCUUCACCUUUACAACAUUGCAUCAGGAGGAUGUCUAUCUGUCAGAGACCAUCAAUUACCUCCAAUCUCACACAACUCUGAAGAUACAGGCACCAACUCCUGCUGAUGGAGACUGUGUAACACAACACAGUGAGCAGUGGUUUCACUCAGAGAUUGUAAAACGAAAGAUGAAGGAACAAUCCCAGUUAUUCCUGGAGUUUGCCAAGGCCAACAAAUCAGAUAAGAACGUAAAAUUCCUUGUUGCUUCUGUGAAAGAUGACAGCCACAUAGGAACAUCUAUUUACCUGUACGAGGGUGCGUGUAUAAAGAGCCGAUGCUUUGAACCCCCAUCACAGCCCCCAAGUCCUGUGACUGGUGGAACAACACAUGACAGUACGACACUGCAGUUACACCCUCCUCGAUAUGGUAUGGGUGAGAUUGUGGGUUACAAGAUAGAGUACAAAGGUACCCAGCAGGAAGAAUGGACAAUUCUGGAUACACAAGGUAAAUCUGAGUCUUUAACAAUAUCUGGGUUACAGCCACAUCAGGAAUAUCAUUUCCAAUACCGAGCUGUGACCAAGGCAGGGGUUAGUAAGGCCAGUGAUAGCUCUAGGCAGAUCACACUUCCUACAAGUUCACCUGGUAAACCGAUCUUCCGGGAUUGUUCACCAAUUGCAACACUAUCCUGGGACAGCCCAAGUCAUAUUGGAGCUGGUGUUGAAAUAGUUCAGUACAGGAUCGAAUACAGAGAAGAAACAUCAGUUACGUCCAACACAGAGGCUCCAUCGUGGACGGAAGUAAAGACAACAGACAGUGAAUGUCACUAUAACUUAACAGGAUUGAAACCUCAGACAGAUUACAGAGUCCGAGUGUCUGCUGACUGUGGAGAAGCAGGUUCGAGUGUAGCAAGUGAAGAGGUUUUAAUAAAAAUUGGAGAAGUAGCAAAGAGAAUAUUGCAGAAACUUGUUACAAAAUCCCAAUUAAAAUCUUCAGGAAACCCUUCCAUUUACACGCUGAACCUGCAGAAGGAGAUAUUUGGAAAGUCCAAACAUCUUGUGAAUUGUUCCUUUGGAAAACCCAGCAUAAACCAUAUCAUGAAGACAAUUAUGGUUUUGGGAGCAACAGGGUCAGGAAAGACGACCCUUAUCAAUGGGAUGAUCAAUUACAUAUUGGGUGUGGAAUGGGGUGACAACUUCAGAUACAUGUUAAUACAGGAAGAGACUGGAAGGUCGCAGGCUGAAAGUCAGACAUCCACCAUCACUGCCUACAAACUACACCAUCAGGUGGGAUUUAACAUCGAUUACUCACUGACUAUCAUUGAUACACCAGGAUUCGGAGAUACCAGGGGAAUAAGCCGAGAUAAAGAGAUUACUGACAACAUUCGAGAGUUUUUCACUUCCCCACAGGGGAUUGAUCAGAUCGAUGCCAUGUGUUUUGUUGCUCAAGCAUCUUUGGCUCGCCUGACUCAGACACAGAAAUAUGUCUUUGAUUCAAUUCUUUCUAUUUUUGGCAAAGAUAUUGCAGAGAACAUUCAGAUUCUGGUGACUUUUGCAGAUGGAAAGCGCCCCCCUGUUCUGGAGACUUUGAAAGUAGCUGAGGUACCAUGUCCCAAAGAUAAAAAUGGGGUGCCAGUUCACUUCAAGUUUAACAAUUCUGUCAUAUUUGCCCAGUGUCCAGCCCCUGGAAAUGCUACCAACAAGAGAUCUGAUGACAGCGGGGAAGAGGAAGAUGAUGAUAACUUUGAUGCGAUGUUCUGGAAGAUGGGAACUAACAGUAUGAAGAAAUUCUUUAGAGCUCUCAACACAAUGGAACCAAGAAGUUUAGUUUUGACCGAAGAGGUUUUGAGGGAACGUAAGCAGCUGGAAGCUGCAAUGAAGGGAUUGCAGGAUCAGAUCCAAGUCGGGCUGACCAAAUUGGAGGAACUCAAGAAAACGAAACAGGUUCUGGAGAAGCAUCAGAACAAGCUGGAUGAAAAUAAAGACUUUGAGUUUGAAGUUGAUGUCACACAUACAAAAAAGGAGGAUCUUGGAUCUAAUGCUUCGAAGUUUUCAGGCCACGUAAAAAUUUCCUGCUCAGAGCAAUGGUUGGUCCACGUAGCUGUAAAAACUAAUUGAAGGAGUCUGCAUAUUGUGACAAGAAUACACAUAGAUGAAGAUGUAGCUGUCCUGUGCUGGCACCAGUGGGAUCAGCAGUUGGUCUGCCACCUGUCUUCAGGAGAGAGAGAGAUAAGGCAAACAAUGGAGCAGCAUUUGGAGAUGUUAAUGAAGGAAGAAGAGCUGUCAAGAUCGGCUCCCCCUUUGAACCCUGAACUGUUUGAAGUGAUGGACAGGCGAUUUGGAGAUGUGUAAUGAAGGGACGGGAGAGAGAGCUGUCAAGAGUGGCUCCCCCUUUGAACCCUGAACUGUUUGAAGUGAUGGACAGGCGAUACCCCAGCAGGGGGAUAAAAAGGGACAGGUUCACUAAGGCAGGACACACACGACACCCGAGGUAACAAGACUCUGGAAGCGGUGCGUCUCUCACAAGUCGGUGGGAAGUAUCAGGCCAUAGACGCACAGGGUGGAAAGGCACGAUCGGUGGGAACCCGGUAUGUGUCCACCCUCGCUUGGGUGCCAGGUUCACCGCAGAGAAACGGUCGUAUCUGGAAACGGAGGGGUCACGGUCGGUGACCUCAGAUGACAUCACAAAGGACUCGCCCGGAAGCUGACUGCGAAGGUCUGUGUGGAAGCCUUGAAUAUUCAUUCGUUUUGCUCUCUCUCUCCUUCCCCCACACUGUCCAUCGCCACGGCAGCGAUUACUGCGAACUGAACUGAACUAAAUUGAACUGAACUUUGCGUCACUUUGAAACUGGUCAUUUACCCCGAGACAACGAUAGAGCUUGAUUGAUCCUGUUAUCUUAAUUCUGUGUACAUGUAUAUUUAUCAUUGCUGAACUGUUGCAUUCAUUAUCCUUUUGAUUAGAGUACUAUGUUGCUUGUUUCUUUAAUAAAACUUUCUUAGUUCUAGUAAUCCAGACUCCAACUGAGUGAUCCAUUUCUGCUGGUUUGGCAACCCAGUUACGGGGUACGUAACAAUAUGAAAACAAAUAUUUAUGAAUGUUGUUUGUAGUGAAUUGAUGUCCCUUAUUGGAGUUAUAAACAUUGAAUAAAAGCUUUGCUUAGGACCAUUUUGAUGACCAGAUGCCGCCGUCCUGCCUAAUGCAAAUACUAUUAAUUAUUCAGGGAGAGGUCGAACAUUGUGAUAUUGGGCCACCAGGAGUGGGAUUGGAAGCCUAUCUAACACUCUUCAUAAUUUUGUAUAGCUCUGUCAGAUCUCCCCUCAUUCUCCUAUGCCAUGGAAUAAGGUCCAAAACUAUUCAACCUUUCCUUAUCACUCAGAUCCUCAAUUCUCGGCAUCAGUCUUUCAAUUGUCUUAAAGGUUACUUCAUAAUGACUUCUCCACCUUCUGUUCUCAACAUAGUAAAUUAGAAAUGGACUAUAUAAACUGUCCAGGGACGCAAUCCCUAAUCAUUCUGAUGAAUUCAUGCCCUAUCCAAAGCUGCUGUUUCAUCUCUCCCCUUGUUCACUACUGAACACUCCAAGCUGGGGCAGUACCCAUCUUUGCACAUCCAGGGCAGGAGUUUGUUCAUUUUGUGUUCUAGUGUGGUCGUCUUGAGAUGAAAUGAAAGUUGCAGAUGCUGGAAAUCCAAAAUAAAAACAGACAAUUCUGGAAAUAUUCAAUAGGUUGGACAGCUGUUGUAGAAAAGAAUCAGUUCUGACGAAGAGUCUCAGACUUGAGACUUCUCAUUGGAUGCCGCCUGACCUGGAGAGUGUUUCCAACGUUUUCUAUUUUUAUUGCAGAUUUCAAGCACCUGCAGUUAUUUGAUUGUCAUCCUUUCAAGAGAUCUCCCUUUAUGUUCAACCUCUUGAAAGUGACUUCAUUGCCCAGUAGUAUAACCAGUAUGGCCUCUGCUCUAGUCAGCCUGUCCACCUCAACGUCACCUCAUUGGGUCAGGCAUCCAUCCUGGACACACCUAGCAAAUUCUGCCCCAUCUAAACAUUUUUCACUGAGGAGAGCAAUCUCUGAAGGCACUGACUUGUCUGUGAAAUUGCAGAGAUGGGACAAGUGGUCAGCAUUUUAAGAAGACCCCUGAUCAGCAGGAUACUGCAAAUAAACUUCCAGUUUCCACAGCCUUCCCCUCAGACUCACUUCAACAUGAGGGAAUGUCAGGGCUGUGUAGGCUCUGCCAUGCAGGGCCAAUGCCCAGACACCAGCCUAGGUUUCUGCUUGGAAGAAGUUCCAGCUCUCCUGCCAAUGGAAGGGGGAAACACUCCUGUGGGGGACACAACCUUUGGCCACUCCCACCUGCAAGAGGUGUGUUGUCAACCUCCCAGCAGUAAUUGCCCGAAGUGAAAUACAAGUUGCCUGAAUUACAAGGGGAGAUCGCAGAGACUGACAAUUUCUUCCUGGAACGUAAGAGAUUGAAGUGUGACCUCACAGAGGUAUAUAAAAUCAUGAGGGCAUAGACAUAUUGGAAGCACAUAGUAGUUUUCAAACUCAGAAUUAGAACCUGGUUUAUUUUCCCUUUAAUAUUGGGGCAGCAGGUCCAUGCAAGAUAUAAACUUUUUCCACUGAGGGUGGGUGAGACAAGAACUAAAGUUUAUGGAUAAAAGUAUGGGACGAGCUGCCAGCUAAAGUGAUUGCCAGGUCUGCAGGACCUGACUGAAAAGGAAAGAUCGAAUAGCUUAGGACUUUAUUCCUUAGAAUGUAGAAGAUUGAGAGGAGAUUUGAUAGAGGUAUACAAUAUUAUAGUGGUAUAGAUAAGGUAAAUGCAAGGAAGCUUUUUCCGCUGAGGUUGAGUGGUGUAUUGGAGGGGUCGUGACUGUCACGGGACAGCACUGCCCACUACCUGGACGGAAGGCACACCACCUGCCAAUCAAGGUUUGACCCCUCCUCGCCCAUCAGUGCACACCUAACCAUUGGCCCCUUUAAUUAGCCUUGUACUUGGCCUCGGGCAAUUGGCCUUUGUAAUCAGUUUAUCUCUGCUGGCAUCCUGUGAAUUACCUGAGCUGGACCCUCCAGCCCUCCUGCACUAAAAGGGUGCCACAUGUGCUGGGCUCUCUCUCUCUUUGCCAUCUCCGAGGGACCACCCUGCUUCACUCCAGGCUGAGAACCAUGGAACGGCGCUGGAGAAACUGUUUGAGCUGUGCAUUGAAUAGGGUUGGGAGCAAUGAUUAUUGUCCCUAAUAGCAUACAGCCAUGCCUGCACAGAGUCAAGGGGUGGAGGGUAUCGUAUUGACUUUUCCUUUGGUUGUGGUUCUGGUUUUGUGUGUGUGUGUGUGUGUGUGUGUGUGUGUGUGUGUGUGUGUGUGAUUUUGUGCGAGUGUGUGUGUUGCUUCAGUUGCCCUUUUCCCACGUUUGCCUUCUGUAAAUAAAAUCCUUUACUACCAAGACUGUGUGCCCAGAGUCCUUGCCUUUGACACCUACCCAAUCUGUUUCCUCACUUACCGCAGGUGGGACUACAACAGUGCUCAUGCAUUAAGAGUAAAAGAUGAGAAGUUUAAAGGGAACUUGAGGGAAAACUUUGUUGUUCAUGGCAUUUCCAUAUUGGCCUGACAACUCCCACCUGUUUACAUCGAUUUGUCUCUGCAACAUAUGUCUAAAUUCCCUAUUUAUCCUCUGUCUGCCUGUCUGUCGACACUACCUGUCAGUCUACAUCAGCCUUUAUGUAUUGAUACAUCUCUCUUCACCUCUCCGCCUGUGCCAGCCCAUCUGUACCAGGCACUCCACAUCCAUCUGUCUGCAACAGGCCGUCAAUAUCAGCCUGUCUA
Messenger RNA from Mobula hypostoma (lesser devil ray), 7255 nucleotides. RefSeq lists its product as uncharacterized. NCBI's taxonomy places the organism in Eukaryota, Metazoa, Chordata, Chondrichthyes, Myliobatiformes, Myliobatidae. The transcript is spliced from 5 exons. Bases 258 to 3563 code for a protein of 1101 amino acids. Gene Ontology annotation, molecular function: GTP binding; protein binding. The record is from RefSeq and is a predicted model, not a curated record.